CACUGCGCAGUGCUGCCAUCUACGCUCCCAAGCGUUGAAAGAAUCCUCUUAUAUUGUGAAUUAUACGAAUCUUUCGACAGAAUGGUGGCUUAAUUAUAUUCUUGAAUGAUUAAUAAUUGUUGCUUCUAAAAAAUAUGAGUGUUGAAAAAACGAAACACGCUAGAUGAAGUGAGAAAGUGUGUAAAAAAUCGUUCUUCGAGGCGCCAUCAUGCCUUGUUCAACGCCAAAGACUGGGCAGACAGCGAAGCGACGUACAACCGCGGUAUGCUCCAAGAUUUUCUAUAGUUAUUGCCUUAUUUCGGCAAUUUUGUGGUGUACAAAGCUAAAAGUCUGAGUGUUAAAGUGUUUCUUUGUAGUUGUAAGUUUAAAUAAAUAAGAAAAUAGACGUUGAAAGUCGUCUAAAGUGCGAAGUUAUGCGAACAACUGGUCAUGGAUGAGUCUCCGUGCGCCGUACAGUGCGCGUUCAGCUAUCAUGAGCUGUAGAAAAAGCGUCGAUUCCAACGGUUCCAGUUUAAGUAUCCAGUUGUUUUCUCGACAAGAGUAAAGUUGUGUGACACAAGUGAUGUUAUAUAAAAAGUAUGAGUUUAUUGAAAGAGUGAUGUUAGUGUUGAAAAGAGGCCGGUGGUGUGUCUAGGUCUGCCGUGCUCUUGGUCGAUACCGGCUGCCUCUCGCUCUCUCUCUUACCAGUUCUUAAACAGUUUAUUGGUAUUAAAACAACUUGAAAUUGAAUUUUGAAUGUAAUACAGAUAUAUGCGAGUGUUUAUCUGAAGUUUUUAGUCGUCAGCUACGAAACUUUGGCCCUGGAGUCGUCUACAGGCUAUCGUCAGGAGGUGGCUGGAGUUGGCCAUGACGGCAGUAGAAGAUCAGCUGCGUCCCCAUACCAUCAUCACCAACCACAUCUUCUUCACCACCAUCCUUACCUCCACCACUACACUACCAGCACCACCCCAGGCUCCUCUACCAAAACCACUGUGUCUGCAAAGGGAGGAAGCUCAUCGCCACCUUCUACUCCCGUCCACCACUACCCACAGCAGCCACACUAUUACCCCCCACACGGAGCACCCUCAUCACAAGGACCUCCCCAGUACCACCCUGGGUACCUUCAUCCCCAACAGCAGCAGCAGCAGCAGCAUCACCUACAGCAGAGCAGCAGCAGCGGCGGCGGCAGCGGGGGUGCUUCACCACAUUAUUCAGCUUCCCCUCCUCCAUCGUCCGCUGCCUCUUCUCUAGUGCCAUCUUCUUCCACUGCCUCCACUCCUGUGUCGGCAUCUUCCUCUUCUCCUCACCCUCCCCCACCGGGCAUGAGGGUGUCCCCUGCACCACCACCACAGUCAGCUCCCUCAUCACAUCACCAUCUUCUGCAUCCUCAUCACUCUCCUCACAUCACACCCGCUGUUGGAGGGCCUUCGUGCAGCAGCAGCAGCGGCGGUCUUACUUCUGCUCCUGGUCAUUCCUCUUCUGUAGGCGACGCUCGUAACAGUCCCACCAUGCACGCCCCUCCUUAUCCUCCCAAUGGCCCUCCUCACGCCCCUCCUCCCCAUGGUUACCCUUCAAAAAUGGGUGGCCAUAUGUCCCCCGCUGGACUACCGUACCCUCAACCAGGGGCGUACCAGCAACCUGGUGGACUUCAAUAUCCAGGGGCGAGACCUCAAGGCUCAUCGAUGCAUCCUUUCCCUCAAAACUUCCCUCCAGGCGGUCCCCAGCCUCCUCAAGGUCCACCCUCCUCGAUACCUCCCUCCCACCAGUACCCGCCGCGCCCUCCACACAGCAACCACGGCCCUCCCUCACAGUACAGCCCCUACCCCCACUACAGCGCCCAGCAGGCCUGGGGACCAAGCAUGGGACAAGGACCUCCCCCAUCCAGUGUCCUUGGCUCCCCUGGUUUGGGUGGCAAGAACCAGCACCCUGGUCAGCCAGUACAGCCUGGUGGGGGAGCUGCUGGGCUUCCACGUCCCCACACUCCCCCUCACUACCUCAAGCAACAUCUGCACCAAAAAAUGGGUGUUUAUGGACCUCCUCCAGGGGCUCCGCCAUCCGCCGGUGGACCGCCACAAAUGUAUCCUAAUGGCCCAGGUCUUCCCCCGGGAUUAGGGGGCGGUGUGAGGGAGAGCAGCCCCGGUGUGGGGAUGGUCGGGGCUCCUGCUCCUCACGGGGGCCAGAACAACGCCAUGCCUCCCCCCACAUCCACUCCAGGCCCUAAUGAGAUGGAACUUUCCAAUGCCUCCGCGCCUUCUAAUUUAUCUUCUGGCAAUAACGCGCUGUCACAGCAGCAGCCACCUCCGCCUAUUGGCCCUGACGGCAACCCUUUACUGGACGACGCUUCCCAGCAGUCUACGCUCAGCAACACUUCUGCUGCGUCAGGCGAUGACCGAUCUUUAACACCAAAGCCACACAAAGACGGCCCCGUGCCGAGCAACAUGACCUCCAUGAUGAGUGGCGGCAACAUGAUGGGUCCUGGUGGACCCAUGGGCGUUCAGUCCUCCAUGACGUAUGGGUCAUCAUCACACGGCGGUCCUCCCAUGAACUCAUCUCACCCCCUCAACCCACACUCACAUCACCAGAGCUCAGCGCCGUCUCCAGGCAGUCAGCCUCCCGAACAAGGGGAAUAUGAAGGAAAUGUCAACUCCCCGGGCUGGCCUAGAAGUCCUAGUACCCAGCAGGCCCCUAGUUCGGCGUACGGAAACAGCAGCACACCCGCAGCUCCCGAUAUCUACCGUCCCUCAAAGGCUGACAACAUCGCUCGCCUGUACGAGAUGAGCGACAGCCCCGAAAGACGCCAGUGGCUGGAUAAGCUCCUGCAGUUUAUGGAGGAGAACAAGACGCCCAUUGCUGCUUGCCCUACCAUCAGUAAAAACCCCCUUGAUCUCUACGCUCUCUAUCUCCACGUCAAGGAGCGCGGUGGCUUCAUGGAGGUAACCAAAAACAAGCAGUGGAAGGACGUGGCGGCCGUGAUGGGCAUCGGAGCAUCAUCGAGCGGCUCGUACACUCUACGCAAGCAUUACAUGAAGCACAUCCUCUCUUAUGAGUGUCGCUUCGAUAGAGGUGGCAUCGACCCCCAGCCUAUUAUUAGUCAAAUCGAGGCUUCGGCUAAGAAGAAGUCCUCAAAACCCGUCUCUGUACCUUCACCUGGCUCUUCCAACUCUCAGGAUUCGUUCCCACCUGCAGGCAGCAACAAUAGCAGCAUGGACGGCUAUUCCAAUGGCCCUCCUCAUCCCGGCAUGCCUCCCUACACACCCUACCCUCCUUCCUCUGACUACCCCGGUCACAUGCAGCAGCGACCUCCCAGUCAGUCACAGCCUGGUUACCAGGGUUACCAGGGCAACCAGUAUCCCGGAUACCAAGGCAUGCACAGCAGUUAUAGUCAAGGCGGUUACCCUCCAUCUUCUGGUUACCCGCCGGACAGCCGCGGUUACCAAGGAGGACCGCCUCCCCCUGGCCCUCCGAACCACCAAGGCAGUUACCAGGGUUACCAACAGCCUGGGUACCAGAGAGGGGCUGGCUACCCGCCUCCCGGGCAGCCUGGGUACCAGCAGGAGCAGUAUCCUAAACCCGGAGGUGCGGGUAGUCCAGGUCCUCCUGGUCAAGGGGUUGGGCCGCCGAACUCUCAGCCUUAUCAGGGGCCGCGUCGACACCCAGACUUUGAGAAGCAAGGCCCAUCACCGGCUGGACAGCAGCCGCCACCUGGGUGGAGAGCUAGUGGGCAGCAGUAUCCUGGCUACGGGGGUCAGGGUAGUCAGCCCUCUGGCCCGCCCCAACAGCCUUGGUCCAGACCUAAUGAUGGGUCCGGUCCUCCCCCUCCUCCUGGCGCUCCUUCAGCACCAUGGCCAGCCAACAGAUACCCCACUCCCCCAUCGCCUGCAUCCACCCAAUCUUUUACUAACCAAGGUCGGUGGUCUGGAGGCAGCUUUACUACAGGGCCUCCCGCUCGCCCCUCUGGUCCUAACAGCAGCAAAAGUUUUGCCGUCCCUCCUCCUACCUCAUUCAAGAGCUCCGGCUAUGGAGCAUACAUGGGAAAGCAACUGUUCCCUGUAGAUAGCGUGGAAGCUGUGCUGCCUGUUCUGCCACGGCGCAAGAGGAUGACCAGACACAACCUCUCGCCCGUCAACCCCUGGACGUUACUCAUGUCUUUAAGAUGUGGGCUGGCGGCUGAAGUUACCUGGGCAUUGGAUGUGAUGAACAUCCUUUUAUUUGAUGACCAAACGGUUGUGUAUUUCCAUUUAUUGCACAUGCCAGGCUUGCUAGACUGCCUAUUGGAACACUGGCGACGAGGGCUCAUCAACAUGUUCAGUAUUUGUGAAGAUCUCGAGCCUGAAUACGAUUCGAGCGACCAAAGACGAAGUGCCAAGAGAAUUAAGGCUGACGACAAGAGUGACUUACCGUGGUACGCGCGGUGUCCUCGUUCUCCGAGUCCCGAUGUCGAUAUAACGCCGGUGGAAUCGGUGAACCCCAAGGACAAAACAGUUAUUCUGACCACGGGAACGGACUACACGAUGAUCAGCAAAACUGGCAAGCCUGUGAAGAUUGUCAAAAGAGAAGCGGAUCAGUUCAUUCGGGAUGCCAUGAGAGGAGAUGUGCUCAUGAACUCAGCUGAUGGCCUCGAAGAUGAUCUCAACGUUUCUACUAGCGAUUUUCUCGUCAUAGGGCGUACCGAAAGCACUAGUCAUAUUAUUUGUUCCAUGGAGAGCGGUGUGCCACCUUUGCCCUUCACUAGGUUAAUUGCUGGGCCUGGUAAUGACUUAGAGUUUUCUGAAAAAUCGAAAAAGAAUUCAGUUCCUCAUAAACCAAAAGAUUCCCCAGCAUCAUGCCCGGAAAACUGCAGAAAAUUCACUGAUAUUGCUCCUAAAUCUGAACCUAACAUUGAUGCCGAAGAUUCGACCGUAAAAGGUGAAGAAGAAUCGAGUAAUAGCAAAAAGGUUGCAGAGUCCCUCCCAGCAGUUACUGUAGCAACCGCCACUCCAAGUAGUACCACUACUACACCAUCUGCAAUACCUCAAUCCUUAUCUGUCGCAGAACCCGUUACAAACGAAACCAAACGGGAACUCGACGAUCUGUUGUCCAAGUCUCCGCUGAAGGUUCCGGAAGUUUCUUCACAAAUUUCAAAAGAUUCUUGCAAUGGUCCAAAGGAACUUACAAAUAAUAUUUAUAGUUCUCUUAAAUUUAAUAGAUCGAAUAAAACGAGCAAGCUUGAUGCCAUAUUAAAACGGAUCAAGAAAGAACCGGUGGAGAACGCAGUAGAAUUGCUGAAAGCGUCUGAUGCCAAAUCUCAAUUGGACAUGUUAGUUGGUCAGGUGUCUGAACAUCAAUCUCUUCCUUCUGCCACUGAAGAGAAGAGCAAGCCAUCUGAUCUUCCUUUCACUGCACUUAACUGUAAAAAAGAUCAAGACCAACAAAAUCAGAUUGUAGAAACUGCUGAUCAGGGUUCAGUUAAAACAAGUCCGAUAGAAAAAGAUGUCGAGCCAAACUUGGAAAAACCUAUUGCGUCCACGGAGGAAUGUAAGCAAGAAGUUAAUCUUGAUUCAAAGACUCCAAAGCUAGUAGAAGAAAAAGAAGAAGCGAAGACAAAGGACGCAGCUGAAAAUAGUAACGUUUUUGUUGUGAAUAAGAAACGACCCGUGCAGGAAGUGGAAGAAGAAUCUUGGAGUCCAGAUGAGGCAUCGCUGUGUGUCACAAGUGAAGCAAAAGACUGGCUUGCUCGUCGCGUUUUAUGCCUCGGAACAGUUUUGAGAAACUUGUCUUUCAUUCCCGGUAAUGAUGAGAUUAUGGGCAAAAAUCCUGCAAUGAUGGCACUCCUAGGACGGACGAUCUUGCUUCAUCAUGAGCAUCCAUCUAGAGCUCCAUCAACUCCUCACUACGACCGAGAAGAUGAUGCUGACCUCAGUGAUUGGUGUAGCUCUCUCUCGAACGACGUUCAUUGGUGGUGGCCGUACCUCCACCAUCUGCAUGAAGCCUGUCUUGUGACAUUGUGUAACAUAUCUGGACACCUGGAUUUGUCUCAGUAUCCCGAAGAAAUUACGAGACCCAUUGUGUCAGGUUUAUUACAUUGGGCUACAUGUCCCGCGUCCUACGGUCAAGAUCCACUGCCUAGCGGCGGUGGCAGUGCUCAGUCUGCACUCUCCCCUCAGCGACUGGCUCUGGAAGCUCUUGUAAAGUUAUGCGUGCAAGACCAAAAUACAGAUCUGGUGCUUGCAACUCCUCCAUUCUCUCGCCUCGAGCGGUUGUGUUCACAGCUUACACGGAUGUUAUGCAGAGGGGAAGACCAGGUACUACGCGAGUUCUCUAUUAAUUUACUGCAUUACUUUGCAGCUGCUGAAUCAGGUGUAGCUAGAUUAGUGGCAAUGCAAAAUGGCUCAGUGUCAUUAUUAGUUGCAUUUAUUGAGGAAGCGGAAAGUGCUGCAAUGAAUGUGGCUAAUUCACAAGGUGUUUCUGCUCUUAAGGAAAAUCCUGAUUUGAUGGGCACAAGCUUGGACAUGGUGCGCCGUGCUGCCAACACCCUCGUGCACCUAUCCAAAGUAUCAGAAAAUUCCAGAAUUUUAGCUACCUGUGAAAACAGGUUACUGACUCUGGUCAUGAGCCAAAUUUUAGAUACUUACGUUGCAUCUCAAUUGUCCCAAGUUCUCUACAAUAUGGCUCACGUCAAGAGUGAGUAUUCGCCUGAUUCUCCUUCUCCAAAAGAUACUCGGGAAACGGAAGAGAUGGAAGUAACACCUGCAGUUGUGCCUCCAGCGUCACUUUUCAGCCCCAACACCACUCCCCAAGAAACCCCAGUUCUCGUAGCUGCUCUCUCUGAUUACACUAGCCAACACUCCAAUAAUGGUUCAAUAGAAUCAUCCGUUACUACCUCAAUUUCCGACACUGCAAAUUCCGAAACCUGUUCUACAGCUUCAUUGUCCUCUUGUACUGGUUUAACUGCAGCAUCUACUUCAACCGUGACCACCAUUACCACUGCCACUGUAUCUCCUUCCACGUGUAACUCAGCUGACGGCAGUAGUGAUGCAAAAUCGGAAAGGACCGAAAAGUCGCCAAUUUCAAAUUCUACUGCAGAAGCGUCAACUAAUGCAGUUCACUCCCCGCUAGCUACAAAUGGCUCAACUGCUGACAGUAAACCCAGCCAUUUGCCUGAGCCUCCUUCCGCUAACGGUGCGUCUCCUCCUCAUGAACCAAUGGAUGUUGACGAGCCAAAUGAUAGGUUAAAACCAGAGAAUAACAGCAACGAGUGCAGCGAGAACGCGGAAGAUGUUAAAGUUCAAGCUGUCUCGGCCAGUACAUCUGUUAAUUCUGUGAUUGACGGUAAUUCCAUAGGACUUAAAUGUCCGCUGCCAAUGAUAGACACAAAUUUUUUACCUUCUACCAACCAUGCCGAUAAAAAUUCUGUCGAAACUAAUGAUUUAUGUGGCUUAACUUCUACACAUCAUGACGGUGAUACAAGACAAAAAAUGUUGAAACCACCCCUAUCUACCGACAAAUUGUGUACAUCAGAAAACUCGAGUCAUUCAGACAAAUCGGAGAAAAGUUCUACACCCGAAGAACAUUGUAAAGCUAGAAGUAGUAGUGUUAAUUGUAGUUCUCUUGGUAGUUCUGGGCCUGAGAGAAAUUUUUAUUUGGCUAAAGAAAAAAAUGAAGCUGGUAAUGUUCCAGUGGCCCCGAAGGGCAUUGAGGCUGUUGCUCGCAGUCUUACCAACGCAGCUGCCAACAAAUCUUUGAAAGAGCCACCCUCGAAUGUUGCGGAAACUUCGACCAAAGUUAACACCGAGGACGAUACUCUGCUUCCUCGUCCUCUUAAUUGCGACUCAGUCAGCAAGUCCGGAACAGUAUUGCCGAAUGACACGGCAAUGGCUCCUUCAUCGUAGUAUUAUGUGCGUUGGUGGCUUUAAUAUAACAAUUCCCUCUCCGACCUUCAUGCCUCACAUUCACUUCAUCUCAUCCUUAUCAACUCGUCAUUUCACCGUUAGUAUAGAUUUUCAUCGCAUUUCACUAGCAAGUUUUCUUGUGAUAGAAACUUGCCUCAGCUGCUCUGCCUUUGAUUAAGCUUCUCUCGAGAAGACAGUUUCAGUAGCGAAUUAAUAGUCCUGCUCGUUUCAAAGCACGUAUCUCAAGCUUACGAGGAACGAGGAAAAGAAGACGAAGUUAGCGAUCUAAUUUAAUCUGAUUUAAGGCGGUAAAACGCUCCAAAAAUAUACCAACAUCGCAUCCCGUAAUUUCGGGCUUACAAACGUUGUUUCUCAUUACUUCGCGUUUGAUGCGUUUAUUGUGUUCCAGAAUAGAUGUAUGUUUGGGAUCAUGUUAACCCCAUAUGACACUGAGUUGUUUACGGGCAACACUCGAAACCCAUAGGUGAAGCAAUAACCUCUAACAAUGAGUGCCCUAUAGUGUUGGCAGAGAUCUUCCAUCUCAAGUGUUGCGGUAGUGUUCUUUGAACCACACACUUGAUAGAAAAGGCGUCAUCUACCUAGGCAUUUUCUAGGUACCUAAAUAUUUUGUGUAUUAUUAAUUUGGCUUUUGGUAUUAAAAUGAUGAAUUUCGUCCUAUGUGUUAGUUGAAAUUGAAGAGUUGGUGUAUGUAGCUUUUACUUAAAGACUAGGCUGUAUGAUAUGAGAACUGGUCGUGUACAUAUUUUUACUUGGGAAACCCAUCACUGUGAUGUGUUUUGUUAGGCAAGUCGAUCCUGCAGUGACACUCAUGUAAUUUGCUCACAGAUUUUAUUUUGUUCUCGUCCCCUUAGUGGAACCCUGUUAUGGUUGUUUGAUACGCGAACAUUUCUAUUUUAUAUUAAAUCGUAGUGAGCGUCGUCGGUCGUGCAUUUUCAAGUUCUAACUUUUUUUUUCUAUAUUGAUCUACGGUUAAAAUUUGAAACUAACUGGAUGUUUAUUUAUUAUCUUUAAAAUUUGAAAUCUAUCCAGACAAUUGCCAUGUAGCUCACUACAUCACACUUGAGACUCCGUCUUUCACUAUCGCCGCCGGAUAUACGAAGGAGAAUUUAAAUUCUCUUGUACAUUUUUGAGAAGCUCUUACUCCUUAGGUAAACUUCAGUCAUGUAUACUUGAAAGCUUGUAUAUAUUGAGAGCUCACCAGAAGUCCUUCUGUAAAAGUUAAGUUGAUAUAUGCUGCUGAAAAUUCUUGGGAAGUACAAAUGGUUGAGUGGACAGCCUGGCUCUUUAAGGUUUCUGCCAGCAUCGUGUGAUACGAGACUUUGUUCAUUGCACGAACAUCACUUUUACUCCGGGUCAUACAAUUUCUUACUAUUUUCCCAUUUUGACAUGUAUGGUAAUACUCUAAAGCGGAGAUUUUCCUGUCCCUUAAGAUAAUGUGUUCAAGAUAGUUAAUCGGCAGUAGUGUGACGACUAAGAUACAUUGCCCGUAUCAGACCUAUAAAAAAUUGGCCUGAAUUAUGUCGAGUGUUCCGCGGCGAUCUGGUUGUGAUCUCAGCGAGUGGUGAUGUGCGUUCGGAUCGAACGAGCCUCUUGAUAGUGUUGUGUACAGUACCAUUAUUGUAUAGUACAUUAAGCUCUAUUGUUAUGGAUUAAUUCUACUACAACUUGUACACCUCAUCCAAUUCUGUCGAGCUGCUUCCAAAGUUCAGUAAAUUGUUUGCAUAUGCCUGCACGCUCUUACGAGGACCUACGCUCCACGGCGAAGAACUGUUAAAAAUAGUAUAAAACGUGAUUUCGGGAAGAUGGUUUCGGCUUUUUAUAUCUGUAGAUGUUCCGUGUAAAAUUUAAGUUGAGCUCACGCCCAAGAUAACUAUUUAUAAAUAUUUUGUUACUACCUACAAUAAAACAUAAUGAUCACUUCUUCGAUUCGAUAACAUGACGCUUUCUCAUUCAUUAUUAGGUAAUAUUUUUUGCUCACUAUUUAUGUUGCCCAAGAAUUUCUUUAUUUCUCAUAGGCUUGCUCUUCUUCCGAUUGUAACGUGAAAAAAGGUGGAUGAAAUAAAGGUAUUUAGCAUUUGCAUGCCCACAGCUGACUUUGUUGGCUGAGAUUCGUCUCCACGGCAUCAUGUCCGCUUGCGGUCUAACCUCUUCACUUCUGCUAGGGCGUCUAUGUUUGUUGAGACAUCGCUGAAAUUUAUUUUUAUACGUAAACAUCUUUCUUUCUCUCCUAUUUGCGCCAUUCGGUGAAAGUAUUUUGCUUUGUGUAUGGCUAUUUAUUUGAUUUCUGUCCUAAUUUUUUGGUGGUUUUCACUAACUUUUUGCGGUACGGAAUUUUUUACAUUUACGUGCUCUCCUAAGGUGAUGAUUGCCUAAAUUAUUCCUGCAUAUAUGUAAUUUAUCAUGUAAAUGCCUUAAACGCCCAAAGUUUCUUCGGUUUCUUUUUGUGGAAGAAACUACGGUAGGUGGGCUGAAAUAAAUGAUGUAAUAAAUGAUGUAAAACAAU
Molecule: messenger RNA, 10371 nt
Organism: Hyalella azteca
Lineage: Eukaryota; Metazoa; Arthropoda; Malacostraca; Amphipoda; Hyalellidae
Product: trithorax group protein osa
Exons: 15
Coding region: 1302-7847 (2181 amino acids)
Biological process (GO): regulation of transcription by RNA polymerase II; chromatin remodeling; positive regulation of DNA-templated transcription
Cellular component (GO): nBAF complex; SWI/SNF complex; brahma complex
Molecular function (GO): DNA binding; nucleosome binding
Source: RefSeq, a predicted model, not a curated record